This is a messenger RNA of Drosophila virilis, 3548 nucleotides long. It is a transcript of the gene Syp, whose product is annotated as synaptotagmin binding cytoplasmic RNA interacting protein. Lineage: Eukaryota; Metazoa; Arthropoda; Insecta; Diptera; Drosophilidae. Gene Ontology annotation, molecular function: mRNA binding. Gene Ontology annotation, cellular component: nucleus; ribonucleoprotein complex. The record is from RefSeq and is a predicted model, not a curated record.
UUUAAUAUUGAAUCGACUGCGUUUGAAUUCGGCCGCAGCAGGAUUUGAAAUUAACCCACAACAGGAUCAGCCACAAUUUUCGCAAGGAAAACGCAGUCAGCAAAAUUGCGAAAGGAAAUUCAAAUCAAAAUUGAAAAUAAUUAAAUUGCAAUCAUUUACUGCAAAACGUGCCUCGAAACCUCAGCUACAAAGACAACUGCAACUCGCAAGCUUUAAUCAAAGCUCACCCCACAAGCAUUUACGUAACUUCAGAUAAUUGAUGCAAUUACCAAUCACACACACAUACACGCACACACACACACAGAAGGAAAGUGCAGUUAAAGCUUUGAAGCCGCGCUGGAUGCCAGAGAACAGACGAUAAGCGAUCGCAAACUUUCGAAAGCUCCAAAGCUUUAAACCACACGAAGUACACGCCCAACGAGCGCAGCGCACUGCAACGCGCCAGACAGGGAGAGACUGUGCAUAAUAACUGCAGCAGCCGAAAAGCGAACCGAACGGCGUGCGUCUUGUGCGCUCGUAACUUGUUCGGCCAGCUCUCGGAGCGACGCUUCGUGCACUUCCUGCGCCGCAGCCCCCAGCAACAAGCAGCGGCAGAGCCAGAGCCGCCGAACGGCGACAACGAGAUCAGUUCGUUAGCGAAUGCAACGCUGAUUGCAAUUGACGCUGGCUGCAUUUUACGCAGCGAAAAGUGAAAGAGACGCAGCAGUCGAGACAGAGAGAGAGAGAGAGAGAGGGAGAGCGCGCGCAACGUAAGAUCAUCAAACAUCACUCGCUCUACUGUACGCCGGUCACUCAGCAUCUGCAACUCGGCAGUCCCCAAGCAAUCGGAACGGGGGGAAAUUAAAAACGAUUUUUGCUGCGGCUCGUUGCGUUUCUGUUUUACACUUUUUUUUUUGCUCGUGCAAAAAAGAAAACAACUUGAAAGACACGUAAAUGAGUGUAGUUUGUGUUUUAGUGCUACAUAUACAAAAUAUAAUAUAAUAUACAUAACGACUAUUGUGGCAGUUACUUGGAUUAAAUAUCUACACCUGCAGCAGCCAAUUGGAUACUCUACACAUUUGGAUACUCAACACAUAAGCAGCUACGCGGCUACAGAUAAAAAAAAAUUCGCUUGAAAAUGGCGGAAGGAAAUGGCGAACUUUUAGAUGACAUUAACCAGAAAGCCGAUGACCGUGGCGAUGGCGAACGUACAGAGGAUUAUCCCAAGCUGCUGGAGUACGGUCUGGACAAGAAGGUCGCCGGCAAACUGGAUGAAAUCUACAAAACUGGCAAACUUGCCCACGCCGAGCUGGAUGAGCGCGCGCUGGACGCGCUCAAGGAGUUUCCCGUUGAUGGUGCCUUGAAUGUGCUUAGUCAGUUCCUCGAGUCAAAUUUGGAGCAUGUGUCAAAUAAGUCUGCCUACUUGUGUGGGGUCAUGAAAACCUAUCGUCAAAAGAGUCGCGCCAGUCAGCAAGGUGUGCCCGCAACCGCCAGCUCUAUACAGGUAAAGGGGCCGGAUGAAGAGAAGAUCAAAAAGAUACUGGAGCGUACUGGCUACACAUUGGACGUGACCACAGGACAACGCAAAUACGGCGGGCCGCCACCCAACUGGGAGGGCAAUGUGCCCGGCAAUGGCUGCGAAGUUUUCUGUGGCAAAAUACCCAAGGAUAUGUUUGAGGACGAGCUAAUACCGCUAUUCGAGAAUUGCGGCACCAUUUGGGACCUUAGACUCAUGAUGGACCCCAUGACUGGUACAAAUCGUGGCUACGCAUUUGUCACAUUCACAAAUCGCGAGGCAGCCGUCAAUGCUGUGCGACAGCUCGAUAAUCACGAAAUAAAACCCGGCAAGUGUCUGAAAAUAAAUAUAAGCGUACCGAAUCUGCGCCUCUUCGUAGGCAAUAUACCCAAGUCAAAAGGCAAAGAUGAAAUUUUAGAGGAAUUUGGUAAACUUACAGCUGGCCUCUACGAGGUAAUCAUCUACAGCUCGCCAGAUGACAAGAAAAAGAAUCGCGGUUUUUGUUUUCUCGAAUACGAUUCACACAAGGCGGCUUCUUUGGCCAAACGAAGACUUGGCACUGGUAGAAUUAAGGUUUGGGGAUGUGAUAUUAUAGUCGAUUGGGCUGAUCCACAGGAGGAGCCGGAUGAACAAACAAUGUCCAAGGUUAAAGUGCUCUACGUGCGAAAUCUGACGCAAGACGUUACAGAGGAUAAACUGAAGGAACAAUUCGAGCAAUAUGGCAAAGUGGAACGCGUUAAGAAGAUUAAAGACUAUGCCUUUAUACAUUUUGAGGAUCGUGAUAGCGCCGUCGAAGCUAUGCGUGGCCUUAAUGGCAAGGAGGUCGGCGCCUCGAAUAUUGAGGUCUCACUCGCCAAACCACCAUCGGACAAAAAGAAAAAGGAGGAAAUUCUGCGCGCACGCGAACGACGCAUGAUGCAAAUGAUGCAGGCGCGUCCAGGAAUCGUUGGAUUUGAAACAUUGUCUCCAUACAGAAACCUGUCGCCGACACAUCCCAGCAUGAUGUCCAUAACGCCCAUGCGCCUACCAGGGGCGCGUAUGCCGCCGCUGCGCACACCGAUGCCCCGUGAAUACGACUACGAUUAUGAUUAUUUUGGCUAUUCGGAAUUUCGUCCCGGUUUUGGUGCUGAUUCGUACUAUGAUGAUGUCUAUCGCGCCUAUGAAGGCGAAUACAGCUAUUAUGAUUAUCCGAAUACCGCCAGCGGCAAUGGAGCUGCCGGCGGCGUUGGCAGCGCUGCUGUAGCCAUGUCUAACAAUUCGGGGGGCGGCGCCGUCUCCCUAAACGCCUCGCAGCGUCCAAGAUCCCAGCAAGGUGGCUCGGCCAAUUCGCCUGUGAUUAUGGGGGCUGGCCGUGGGCAUGGAAUCACAGUCCCGCGUGGCCGAGCCGUUGGCCAACGUGGCAGCAUCAGUCGUCUGGGGGCCCAACCAGCGCCACAGGCGGCGCCAGCGGUGGCGGCGGUGGGACAGGCGGCGGCGGCUCAUCGGGGGGCGGCCACCGUUCAGGGGGCUCCGGCAGCAACCGGGGGGGUCCGUGGGGUGGCACCAAUGCGUCCCAGCGCUCCUGGCACCCAGCACGUCAAGCCGCUACAAAAUUUACCAGUAGUCGGUAAACGUAAGUUCGAUGGAGGUCACCAAAAUCCGGCAGAUGUUAAGCGACGUUACCAGAGCGGUUUAAUAGGAAAUGGCGGCAGUUGGGGCAGUUUACCGCUACCACAGCAACCCUUAGGCACAAAUGGUGAACAGUGGUAUAUGGAUACGUUUUCGGCAUGGAGUUAAAAAAAAAUCACACACACAAAUAACAGCAGCUACAGUUAAUAAAUGAAAAACCACACGCGGAAUUUAGAAGGCACACCAACAAUAACAAACAGCUACAGCAUAAAUACACAUGCAUGCAUAUAUAUAUGUAUAUGUAUCUGUGUGUGUGUGUAUAUAUAUGUAUCUUUUUAUCUUUUCCAACUCUACAACGAGCGUGGCUGAAACUUGAAAAAGCAAUAAAUCCUAUAUAACAAAAACAUAAUUAUAUUUAGCAAUUGGGCUUUAUGUAACCCUUUAA